AGUUAUUACACCACAGAAAACUCAACAUGGAGGAACACAUCCACUUCCUGAUGUUCAAAUAAUGCUGAAGAUACGAAAGUCUCCUUCACGAAAUGACUUUUUCAGAACAUUCUAGAAUCUGACUGACAUCAAGCGAUAAAACAGAGGAGGAUGAAGAAACAGAGCUUUAAGAAGAGACAGCAGACGGGGUCGUCCUCCCAUUCUAAGAAGAAGAAACAAGUCAAGAAACAAAACUCCCCCAAAUCAUCUUCAGGACAAAAAAACACUCAAAACAAAUAUCAACUUCCUGUUACAUGUGGCUAUAAAGAGGGUGUCCUGUAUUUGAAAAAAUAUUAUGAUAAGCAGAAAUGCAUCUUCAGUGAGGAACAAUGGUUCAAGCCCACUGAGUUUGAGAGGUUUGGAAUGAAAGAGAAGAACAAAAAGUGGAGGACCAGCAUCCUUUGCAGUGGGAUUCCACUCCAGAAACUCAUAGAGGAUGGAUUUCUUUCAGCUUCAACCUUUAAAAAAAGCAGUGUUCAGGAUGCAAAGAAGAGAAAAAGCUAUGAGGGUUUGCAAAAACAAGAAUCACAUGAAAAGAUUGAAGACAAUAAAGACGAUGAUGAUGAAGACGAAGAUGAGGACGACGCUAUUGACAUGAGCGUGUUUGAAGGUCCAGUCUUACCUGUUACAUGUGGAUCUGACUCUGGCAUUCUACACAAAUAUCGAUUUUCCACAGGGCGUUGUAGGAGAUGCAUAAGAACUGAGGAUUUCUGGCUGACACCUGAGGAUUUCAUCAGACUGAACAAACCAGAUGGAACAUGGAAGAAAGACAUUGUGUCCCAUGGAAUGCCUCUUGGGAAGCUUAUAAAGAAAAGAGUUUUGGAACCACAUGCAGUCAACUGUGAUUGUGAGAUCUGCCAAGAACCGGAUCAGAACCAACUGAAUGAUGACGUGUGUUUCGUGUGUAACUCUGAUGGAGAGCUUUUGUGCUGUGACGAGUGUCCACGAGCUUUUCAUUCACGCUGUCACCUACCAGCUCCAGACGGAGACUCACAUGGAAGCCAGUGGAGCUGCACAUUUUGUGUGAUGAAGAAGAUGGACAGUUCUAGUCAAAGAACCCAAGAGAAUGUUUUGAGCAGUCCAGUCUCUCAGUACACACUGCACUGCCAGUAUCUGCUUUUACACCUGCUACACGAGAGCAAGACUGACCUGUGUGCCAAUGCUCCAGGAUACAGUGAGAACAUCUGUGGUCCCAUGAUGCUGGGCAGAGUGAGAAUGAACUUGGAGAAUAAUGACUAUCAAACAGUGCAAGAGUUUAUCACAGCGAUUGAAUACGUUUUCCACCACUGCACCGCCAACAGGGAUAAUGACUUCAGUAGAAUGACCUUUAGGCUCAAGGAACUGUUUGAAACAGUCUUUAAGCCCCUGUAACAUCACAACCUUAAAAAGAAGUAUUUUAUUAGAAUGUAUGAUAACAUUUGUGAGUAUUGUACAGAAAUUAUAAGUUAAGGAAAAUAUAUUUAGACAAUAUUUGAUGGAGUUCAGUUAUAAACAAUUAUGUGCAGUGUAUUCAACACCACCUUUUAAUAAAAAGGUUUUAACUCUGA
Messenger RNA from Carassius gibelio (silver crucian carp), 1586 nucleotides. RefSeq names its product nuclear body protein SP140-like protein. NCBI's taxonomy places the organism in Eukaryota, Metazoa, Chordata, Actinopteri, Cypriniformes, Cyprinidae. Gene Ontology annotation, molecular function: protein binding; DNA-binding transcription factor activity, RNA polymerase II-specific; DNA binding. Bases 151 to 1410 code for a protein of 419 amino acids. Gene Ontology annotation, cellular component: nucleus. The transcript has 13 exons. The record is from RefSeq and is a predicted model, not a curated record. Gene Ontology annotation, biological process: regulation of transcription by RNA polymerase II.